Molecule: messenger RNA, 395 nt
Organism: Amoebophrya sp. A120
Lineage: Eukaryota; Dinophyceae; Syndiniales; Amoebophryaceae
Source: the annotation of a GenBank genome assembly
GUUAGAAGUGAUCCGGAAGGAGGAUAGUGAGACGCUGCGGACCAGCUAUCACACAGAAAAAAGCAAUCAGGUCACAUUUGUAAUGCAAAAAUACAAAAAAAUAUGUGUUGCAUAUCCUAAUUAGCAUGCUAUGGGGUGGCCCAUGAGGGAUUUUUCUGUCUAUUUGCUUUUGCAUUGCAAACAUGCCCUGUCUGCUUUUUUCUGUGGGAUACCAGCUGCCGCAAGCAGAUGGAACACACGGUCGCGGGCACGACGAGCGCGCUCCGCGGAAUUUUUGAGAACAAAGAAUCCGGCACCCGCGUGGCGGAUAAGAAUGACCACAGCUACGGUUUGGACGCAGAUGUCGAUAUCAUUUCCCUGCAGGCUUCGGUAGACACGAUUCUGACAAAAGCGAC